AUGCAUUUUAACUCCAACGCGCAGUCGAAACCGCGGCUGGAUUCCGAGUUGAACGUCCAGGCUCAACUACUGGACGCUUCUGCUGCCAAGCACAAGUUAGCUGUACGACCGAAAAAGAAUCAUCCGAAGAGCAAAACGAAGUCGUAUAAAACUGCUGAUGAAGAAAGGUGGCUAGUGCGCGUUGUGGAGGACGUGGAGGAUGGACAGCUCCGCACGCGGCAGGGCUGGGUGCCCGCGCAGCUGCUUAAAGAGAAGAAACCUGAACGUGACCUGACAGCACUCGCUGCUAGACGACAGGCGGUGGUGCGCGAGUUGAUAGAAACAGAAGAAGAGUUUGGGCGCGACAUACAGCAGGUGGUGUCGCGAUACAUGCGGCCACUGGACAAGGCUACCACGCCCAAACCUGUCUUUGACAACCGGGACCUGCUGUUCUCCAACUUCAAGCAGAUCUGCGAGUUUCACAAUACGUCUCUGUUAGAAGGUAUUAUGUACUACGCGGGGGAGCCACGAAUGCUGGGCCGCGCCCUCUUGCGAAUGGAGCGCGAGUUCGACAAGCACGUGGCCUACUGCCGCGACGAGCCCAGGGCACAACACUUGCUAGCCAACGACCCAGUCGUUACCAAGUACUUCCAGAAUAUUGCAGACAAGCUCGGCGACGAAAAAGGUCUUGCAGAACACCUCAAGCUUCCUAUACAAAGGAUCAACGAUUACCAGCUCCUAUUGAAGGAACUUGUAAAGUAUUCGAAACGUCUCGGCGAAGACUGCACCGAUCUACAGAACGCCCUAGAACUUUUCCUCGGCGUUCCAAACCGUGCCACCGACAACAAGUUCAUAUCAAGCAUCGAGGGAUACCGUGGAAACAUCUACAAACUUGGCCGAUUGCUUACUCACGACUGGUUUACAGUUUCCGUAGCAGAAAAGUCCAGUGAAAGAUACUUGUUUUUGUUCAAAGCUAGAAUCUUGAUCUGCAAAGUUAAGAGGAUCGAAAACGAUAGAUCAGUUUUUAUAUUGAAGCAUAUCAUUAAGCUCCCUGACGUCGAAGUCAAGGACUAUUCAACAGAUAAGCUCAAAUUCGAGCUUCAUCAGAAAUCGCCACCGCUGAUCUUCACUCUCGCGGCGCAUAAGGAGUCAAUUAAGAACAACUGGCUGAAGGAAAUCAGACAGCACUCCAGUGACGUCGUUGCACUAGCUGAACACGCAGCUGACGAUCUUCAGGUAUUAUUACCGGAACAAACAGCAUCGGAAUCGGAAUAUUUGUCCCCAGAACCUGAAGAUAAAAAAAAGAAAAGGCAGCAUACAGAUAAUACCCAAGUGGAAGAAGAAAAUCCGAAUAAGGAAAAGCGAUCUAGGACAGAGGAAGUUCAAGUAGCUGAAAUACUUACAAGAGAAGAAUCUCUUGCAGAGUUGCAAGCAAAGAGAAAAGCAUCCAUAGAAAGUGCUAAAUCGAAAAAAGCGGCUAGGUCCGAAACUCAAGAAGUAUUAUCUACAAGCGAGGCUCACGAAGUGGUAAUUGCAGACAAUACUAAAAUAACAGCUGAACUUGAAAUUCAAUCAUCAUUUGAUAUACAAGAAACAGAGAUUUGUGAAAUUCAAUCCACAACAUCUCUUUCUGAACAAAGUAAAAUAAAAAUAAAAGAAACUGAAGAAGAAAGAGUAGAAUUUAAUUCAAACUUAUCUUCUACUGCUUGUAUAUCAAACAAACAGUCUAACGUUACAUUGAUUGAGGCUGAAAAAGUAGCGAAAGAUAGUAGCAUUGCUUCUGAUGAAAUAAAGAUCGUAGAGACAGAAGGAGUUAGUUCUGCAAUUUUAAAAGCCCAAAUUGAGGUACAAAACGAAGAAAUUUUAAUUGUUCCCUCAGAAGUUUCGAGAGAAGAGCCAAAAGCGGGAAUAUUUGUUCAAGAAGAAACUUCUUCGGUUUCACUAUCGAAGCAGACGAAAGUUACCUUAGAAAGCUCAUCAGGAGAGCAAUCAUCACAAACAUCUUACCAGGUUUUUGCUGAGCAAACACAAGCUGCCAAUCCAAUCUGUAAAAAUAAUAAUCAACAUAAUAAAGAGGAAUCUAUUGAUCAACAACUGCAGAAAGCAACUGAAUCAAAUACAGUUCAGUCUAUUAUUUCGUCAUAUGUGGAACACAGUGACUUCACAACUAAAUUAAAACUAGACACAGAGGAAUCAAUAUCAAACAAAAUAUCGGAAGUUUCUUCGAUUGAAAAAACUAAAUUAACAGCAGCGGAGCAGCCUCUAAUUACAAAAGACAAAUCGACUUUUGAAAACCACGCUCAAUCUACUUUACAAACAUCUUUGCAACAACAAACUGUCGAGGCAGUUAGUACUGAAGUUUUAAAUUCCCAACAACAAGUACUUUCUUCUGAAGAAUUAUAUGAUCAAAAAGAAUAUAUAUCUGUAGAUGAACGUAUUGAGCAACCAGCGUUAACUAUAACCACUGUAGAAUUAUCUGAAGAAGAUAAAAAACAGACAAAUAAUUCAUUAUUUAGUAAAGAAAAAAGUGUGUCAAAAGACCACACUGCUAAUGAAAUUGUUGAAAACACAAAUGAUCAAGCUGCAGUAACAGAAUCACAAAGUAAAGACAGUAAGGAAAUUAAAGUAGAAGAAUUAAGCGAAUCGGGCGCAGAAUCACGAGAAGAAUUUGUUACAAAUAGUCAAACUGUAACCGCACAAGAAAACGUUGAAGACGAGAUGACGUCGAGGUACAAUAGUCGUAGUUCGAGGUUGUCUGGAGAAUAUUCCAGCAGCACCCGAAAGUCUAGUAGUGGUCGGUAUGAAUCAUCUACUGGGACGAGCCUAUCAUCUUACUCCAGACGUGAAAGUGGUGCUAGAAUAGAGAGUAGUAAAUAUGAGACAAGCGGCAACAUUGAAGGAAUUAGUUCUUCCAAAUACGAGUCUAAGUAUUCGAGCGCAGGCGCCCGGAUAGAAGGAGGUAAUACCUAUGGCGUCGAAUCUAGCUAUGAAAGUAAAGCAGAAGGAGGAUCAAAAUAUGCUCUUGAAUCUAAUUAUGAAUCUUCAAAUAAAAUCGAUAGCAUUGCAUCAAAAUAUGGUAUAGACACUAAUGGGAAAAUUGAACGUCGCUCCUCAAAGUACAGCAUGCAGAGCAGCUAUGACGGAGAGAAGAUUGAAAGCGGAGACAAACUUGAAUCAUCCAUGGAGGCAACUAGUAAAAUAGAUAGUAUCGCUUUAAAAUAUGGACGAGAUAUCAAUGGAAGGGCUGAAGGCCGUUCAACGAGACUUAGCAUUGAUGCGGGUUAUGAUGGCGAAAAUAUUGAAAGCGGUACUAGAAUCGAAUCUGAUUACCAGAAAUCAAAAAAAGGAGAGUCUAUUUACGAAAGAAAAUAUUCCAAAACUGCUUUAUCUAACGGUUCAGUGACUGGAGAAUAUGAAUCAACAAAGUCUGUCUCAAAAUCUGAAAAUUUAGAUGGGAAACCUAUUUUCUCCAAGACCCUCGAAGGACAGAACAUCGAGCCGGGUGAGAACGCGGCGUUUGAAUGCGCUCUUCUCGAAUCUGAUGAUGUGAAAGUGACUUGGCUCAAGGACAACAAACCUUUAACCGACCGGCUGAUGGACCGCUGCUCCAUAACAUCGAUCGAAGGCAGCUACAAGUUGCUUCUGAUGCACUGCAGGGAAGACGACGCAGGCACCUACACGGCUAUUGCAGAGAACGUAAAAGGCAAUGCCCAUUGCACAGCUCAGUUAGUCGUUCAAGAGCUAACACCAGAAGAAAGAAAAGAAAGGAACGCACUUAAUGCGCCCUACUUUUUGGUGGCGCUGAAGGAUACUGAAAUUUUGCAAAACACUUACCUACGCUUUAUGGUCCGGGUCAAGGGUGAUCCCAACCCAACUGUUAAAUUCUAUCGGGACGGCAAAGAGAUCGUCGCCUCGUCGGAGAGCGACCGCGUAUCCAUUGUCCGCACUCACGCUGACAAGGGCUAUUACGAACUGGUGAUAUCUGACGUGAACACAAACGACGCCGGUACAUACUCCUGCCGCGCUAUGAACAUCUACGGCGAUGUUGAGUCCGAAGCUAAGGUCACUGUCGUCGAUGAUAAGAACAUUUUCGGCGAACUGCUGCCUGGUGGGGAGGGCCUACUGGCGAAAGGUGAAAAACCGGCAUUCACUUGGAAGAGGGAUGGACAGCCUUUCGACCCCGAAGAAAGAUUCAAGGUUCUUCUUGGAGAAGACGAGGACUCACUGGCACUGGUAUUCCAACACGUAAAGCCAGAAGAUGCCGGUCUCUAUACAUGUGUCGCUAAAACCAGCACCGGCAACAUCUCAUGUUCCGCUGAACUCACCGUACAAGGCGCAGUGUACGAGCUGCACCGGGAGCCGGAGAAGCCUACGCUGGUGGUGGAGCACCGCGAAGCCGUGGUGGCGGCGGGCGGCUCGGCCGUGCUCGAGCUGCAGUGCAAGGGCUUCCCCAAGCCCAGCGUCACCUUCAAGCACCAAGGCCAGUUGGUGGAGCCCGACACUCGACACAAGUUUCUGUACGAGGAUGAGGAAUCCAUGUCGUUGGUGAUAAAGAACGUGGGCCCGGCCGACGCGGGCGAGUACCAGGUGACGGCCAGCAACGAGCUCGGCGAGGACACCACCACCAUGCACCUCGUCGUCAAGGCCGCACCCAAGAUCAAGAAAAAGAUCGAGAACCAGUCCUGCAUGGUUGGCGACACACAUACCGUGACCAUUGAGGUGGAGGGCACUCCCGCACCAGAAGUCUCGUUCUACAAAGAUGGCGUCGAAAUCAAAAGUUCAGAACGCAUCGUAAUCGUCAAGGAGUCCGAGACGAUAUACAAGAUCACCAUCAAAGAAGCCAAGCUGACCGAUACUGGAUCUUAUUCUGUUGUAGCAAAGAACGAAGUGAACCAGUGCUCGGACUUCUGGCAGUGGCACGUGUCUUCAGCGCCAAAGAUCAUAAAGAAGUUGGGUAGUUCCAAGGUCUGCGAGGAAAAGGAGACUGUUACAUUCAAGAUUGAGACAGAGUCCGACCCAGCACCUACUGUUAAAUGGUUCAAGAACAAGACGGAAUUGACAGAAUCAUCCGCGGUGAAGAUCUCGUCGUCCGGCGAAGCGCACUCUCUGGUCAUCACUUCGGCGGCCCGCGCUGAUGCUGGAGAGUAUUCUUGUGAGGUGCGCAACGCGCACGGGAGCGCGCGGGACGAGUGCGCGCUGCACGUGCGCUGCGCGCCGCAGUUCACGCGCCGCCUGCAGGACGUUACGGCGCGGGAGGGUGACGUUGACGUUGAGUUCACUGUCGACGUCAAUGCCUAUCCCGAGCCCAAAGUACAAUGGUACUUCGGAGACGUGGAGAUAACUGAAAAGAAAUCUGUGUACACCCGCGUGGACAAUGGCAGCACUCAUAAGCUGAUCCUAAAGGAAGUGUCCGCGGAGCUCUCUGGACAGUACAGCUGCAAGGUCUCCAACGAACUAGGCGCCGACUCGUGCCAGGCCACCUUUACUGUCAACAGGAAACCCAGGAUCACCAAGAGCUUGGUAGACAUGACUGUGGACGCUGGCCAGACUCUGAAACUGGAGGUUGAAGUUGAAGGUUGCCCCGAACCCAAGGUCAAAUGGUACAAAGAUGGUAAAGAAGUUACCACUGACGCCAGAAUCAAGAUAGAAAGAGACACUAAGAGGUUAGAGAACUAUAACUUAACAGUUACACUUAUAAAGGAGGAAGAUGGCGGCGAAUAUGAAGUGAGGGCUGAAAAUGAAAUGGGCAGUGUAAGCUCCAAGAGUACUGUCACUAUACACACUAAAGAAGUUCAUUCGAGAUUCAAAAAAGAAACUGUUAUUGAAAAUGAAUUGGAAGGGGAACUUAAAGAACAACAUGUAGUAAAUGUAGUAGAUGAAAAAGACAAAAAAUCAGCAACUAAACAUAAUACAGAGCCAGAAACAGUUGAAGAAAAACCUGUCGAUGAUACCCUGAAACAGAUUGAGGUUAAAGAAAUAGAUCUACCUAAUGCUGAGUGUGGUAAGAAAUCAUUAACAGAACCGCAAGAAAUAGAAGAAAAAUCAUUUUGGGAUGACGUUGAUGAUGGUUUUGAAAUAAAAAAACCAAAAGUUGAUUACAAUGAAACCAUUUCCAGUAAAUCAAGAAAAUCAUUUUCGGAACCAGAAAUAGCUGAGGAAAAAUCUCUUUGGGAUGAUAAUCGAAAAGAGCAAAACCAAAAUGCUAUAGUAGAUGAGAUAAAUGAAGUACCACAAAAAGGUAGAAAAUCCUUUUCCGAGCCAGAAAACUCCCAAGAAGAAUCAAUGGGUGACAACGAUAAAGAAAAAGUAAAAAGAGUGAGAGUUGAAGAUAUUAAUCGAGAACCAGAAAGAUCUGAAAAAUCAUUUUCACAACCUGAAGCUUUAGAAGAGAAAAAUCUAUGGGAUGAAAUAAAUGAAAAUGAACGAAUAAAAAAGGUUGAAGUUAACGAUUCAACAGAGAUGCCAGUCAAACCCAGAAAAUCAUUUUCGGAGCCAGAUUCAAUGGAAGAAAAAUCUAUAUGGGAUGAUAAGCAAGGUGAACAAAUCCAAACGCCUAUUUUUAAAGAUGUCGAAACCAAAAUGGAUCAAGGUAAAAGGGCGGUAACCGAGCCAGAAGUUAUCAAAGAAAUUAAAAUUGAUGAUGACUUGAAGACUUCAAAGCGUAAAUCAGUUAAAAGACAGUCUCUUAAAGAAGAACCACUAAGUGCUGAAACUGAAGGCCGAGUGUUCGAAACAAUAACCACGUUCAAGACAGGCGACGGCGGGUCUAUUAUUGUAUCUAAAGUCAGCAGCUCUCGUUCUCACGGCGCUAUUAUCACAGGUCCAGCUGAAACACACACUUUGCAUAAAAUGACGUCAAAAUAUUACGAUUAUGAUGAUGAGUGUACCAAAAAAAUUAUUCUACCAAAUAAGCCGCACACCACUUCGUUAGAAGUGGAAGAAAUAGCUAGCCAUAGCUAUUUCUUAACUGAACAUGGCUAUUACACCGUGCCAGAUCAUGUAAGAAGGGGCACUUAUGGUAUUAUUGAAGAACCACAGACUGACUCAGAUGCUGAUAGCAUAAAAUAUGGAAAACGUACCGCUAAUAGAACUAUCUCCAUACAUUCCGUAUCUGAAGAUGAAAACAGCUGGCAAAAUGAGCCACUAUCCAGAGAAAUAUCAAUAGAAGACUUGUCAAAAUCAAUUUUUGAAAUAGAUGAAACUCACAAAGUCUUCAGCAAAGAUUCGUACGUUCGUCAAUCUUCAUUCACAGAAGACUAUUUUACUAACGAUGGUGAAGAAGAGUCAAUUAUAUUAAAAGAAAAACGCGAAAAAAUUUUCGAAAACGAUAUUACAGAGAAACUUAUACACAUUUCUAAAGAAUUUGAUGAAACAGAUAUUAAGAGUGUGGGAAACAAACUUGAUGAAGUUAAAAACCGCCUUAUUGAGGAACUAGUUAUCGGGCAUGUGGAAAAUCUUGACAAUGUUACAAAGGACAUAGCUGAGACAACUGUAGAGAGGAAAACGAAGCACGGUGCUAAACUGUUUAUUGUGGAAGAGGAUGAAGAUGGGGAAAUGGAAGCGCUGUUAAGACGUAGUCAAAGACAGAGAAGCAUAUUAGACGAUAUCUUAAAUCAAGAAGAUGCGAAAGCACCACCUAAACUCAAAGAGAGCAGCAUGAAAGACAGCAAUGUGUUCGAAUCUCUACCUUUGGUAUUUACGGUUGAAGCCUGUGGUUCACCGAAGCCCACAGUUCGCUGGCUCCACGAUGGCAAGGAAGUCAAGCCUGACGCCAGGGUCCACUUGAUUAAUGAAGGCGAUUUAUACAAACUGGAGAUUGAUAAGGCGGAAAUGGGAGACGCUGGCAAGUGGCAAUGUGAAAUCAGUAACAAUCUCGGAAAAGAUGUUCUUCAGGCAGAAGUCACCGUAAAACCGGAAAGUGAGCUCCGCAAGCCGAUCUUCAAGGUACCCCUGGAAGCCCAGCGUGUGAUGCAGAGAGAACCAGUGACCCUGAAGGCGGUGUGCACGGCGGACCCGCUGCCGCACGUGGCCUGGCUGCUCAACGGCAACGAGCUCACUCCAGAUGCCACACUCCUCAUGCAGGCUGAUACCGAGGAUAUCGAUCACGGACUAAAGCAGUGCACCUUCACUCUGCACAUUCCUACCGGUCGCCACGCGGAUACGGGCGUGUACACGAUUCAAGCGAAAAAUAAAUACGGAGUUGGGGAGAGUUCGGCGCGCUUGGACAUCCUCCUGCGACCCGAGAUCGAAGGGUUGAAGGACGUUAACGCGAUGCCCUAUGAGGAGACCACGUUUAUUGCUAAGAUACAGGCCAACCCCAUUGCUGAGGUCCAGUGGAGCAAGGAUGGCUAUGUUAUAAAGCCAUCGUCUCGAUUCGACAUAGAAGAAGAUAAGGCUUCGGAGACUCACAAACUGGUGGUCAAGAAAGUGACUGUAGAAGAUGCGGGAGUUUACUCUGUUACCGCCAAGAAUGAGCUUGGUGAAGCUUCACAACAAGCUAAACUCACUGUGCAUACUGACAAGCCGAAAUUCACGAAGCCCCUACAAAAGGAGACGGUGAAGGACUACGACGACUGCACAUUGAAAGUGCGCUGCGAUGGCGUACCAAAACCCGAAGUGCACUGGUACGUGAACGACAAGGAAGUGAAGAACGACGAGCGACACACCAUCACCACUGAAAUUGGAGGGCAAGUCGAUAGCGAGCUUGAGAUCAAGCACUUUAAUUCGACUGAUGCUGGAAAGUACAAAGUUCGCGCUGUCAAUUUAUCUGGUGAAGCAGAAUGCGAAGCGCAGAUCUCCCUGGCACAAACAUCACCCGGUUUCGCUCACAAGCUGGAGCGGCAAAAGGACGUGGAUGAGGGCGAGCCUUUGGAGCUGAAGGCGAAGCUAGAUGGCAGCCCCAUACCAACCGCGAAAUGGUUUAAGGACGGGGCACCUCUUCCACCAGAAGAUACACGUGUCAAACAAACCUCCCUGCCCGAUGGUACUGUGAAGUUGUCCAUUGAACACGUCACCCCCGCCGAUUGCGGUGCUUACAAACUAGUGAUCAGCAACCCUAACGGCGAAAAUUCUGCAAUGUGCGCUGUUGCUGUCAACCCAACGCCCCGCAAGCCCUCAUUCAGUGAACCGUUGGAGGAUGUUAAGACUGUAGUUGGUCAGCCGCUCAAAUUACAGGCUCGUGUGAUGGCAUUCCCUGCUCCUGAGGUCAAGUGGUUCAAAGAUGGUCUGCCAGUUCGUCCAUCCCAAGCAAUUAACUUUAUCAAUCAACCUGGUGGUGUAAUCGGCCUUAGCAUCGACAACUGCAAGCCAGAAGAUGCCGGCUUGUACUCGUUGACCGUCGCAAAUAAAUUGGGCGACGUCGAAUCCAAGGCCAAGGUUGAAGUCACCCAGAAGGAACGUAAGCCCGCGUUUAUCGCCGAGCUAAUGCCCAUCAAGGUUAUUGAAGGGUUCCCCGCUAAGUUGGAAGUCAAAGUUCUGGGUCACCCUCCGCCACUUAUAAAAUGGACACACAACGGCCAGGAAGUGGUUCCGGAUGGAAACCGCAUCCGGGUAGUGACGCAACCGGACGGUAUGUUCGCACUGCUCAUCUCCGAGGUCCAGGAGCCGGAUGCUGGACAGUACGGUGUGAUUGCUGCCAAUGAUAAGGGCGAGACUUCUUGCUCUGCUGAACUUAGCGUUGCCAGUCGCACGGACGACUCGUGUCCGGAAGAGAGGCCCCGCUUCGUGCACGGGCUGCGGGAGACCACCGCUGAUGAAGGGCAGGCGUUGCAGCUGAGCGCGGCGCUGGCCGGCAACCCGGCGCCCGACGUACUCUGGACCAAGGACGGAAGCCCGCUGAUGCCCAGCGAGCGUCUGCUGCUGUCCUGCGAUGGCAAGCGGGUUGGGCUGGAAAUAAAUCCAGUGGAGCUAGCAGACGCAGGAGUUUACUCAGUAAAAUUGACUAACCCCCUGGGUGAAGACAGCAGUGAAGCCAAGGUUAACGUACGCAAGGUCUACCAGCCACCCACCUUCUCGCAGAAGUUCACCGACUUGCAGCAGCUUCCAUCAUUAGAUGCGAAGUUCUCCGCGCGCGUUCACGGCAAGCCCACUCCGGAAGUGUCUUGGUUCAAGAACGGACAACCACUGUCACCAUCCGACAAGUACGGCAUCAAGCGGGACGGUGAAGCGUGCUGUCUUUACGUGAGGGACCUCAAGCCUGAAGACGCGGGAAGCUAUAAAUGUCUUGCGAAGAAUAAAGAAGGUGAAGCCACCUGCGAAGCGACGCUCGAGGUGGUGGAGAAGAUAGGGCGCCAGCAGCGCGCGGAGCCGCCGUCCUUCCUGAAGCGUAUCGGCGAUGCGGACGUGGUGCGCGGGAUGGCCGCCAAGUUCACCGCCUGCGCCACCGGUUCCCCCGAUCCCGAUGUCGAAUGGUUCCGUAAUGACGAGAAGCUGUUCCCUUGCGAGCGCAUCCGCAUGGACAAGGAGACGACCGGACUGCUGCGACUCAGCAUCAGCGGCGUGGACCAGAGCGACGUGGGCACUUACCGCUGCAGGAUAUUUAACCAACACGGCGAGGACUCCUGUACGGCACAGCUUACUUACGAUACUCUGGAGCCGCUGAGCAGCAAGCGUCCGAUCUCGGAGCAGUACUCGGAGUUCGACAAAAUGAAGAAGACGGGUGUGCCGAUGCCGCUUGGCGACAAGCCCAUCAUCUCGCGCAUGGCCGACCGCCAUCUCACGCUCUCCUGGCGGCCCUCCAUCCCCCACGGGCCGAGGUUCCCCGUCACUUACCAGGUUGAGAUGUGCGAGAUGCCAGACGGUGAUUGGUUCACAGCGCGCACCGGGCUAAGGUCUUGCGUCUGCGACAUCCGGAACCUGGAACCCUUCAGGGACUAUAAGUUCCGCAUUCGAGUCGAGAACAAAUACGGAGUGAGCGAGCCUUCGCCCUACGCUAUCACACACCGCUCCCGCUUGGAGCCCGAGCCGCCGAAAUUCGUGCCCUAUUUGGAGCCCGGCAUCGAUUUCCGUCCGGAGACUUCGCCCUACUUCCCGAAGGACUUCGACAUCGAGCGACCUCCCCACGAUGGAUACGCUCAAGCGCCUCAGUUCCUUAGACAGGAACACGACUCCCAGUAUGGAAUCAAAGGCCACAAUGCCAAUUUGUUCUGGUUUGUCUACGGUUACCCUAAGCCGAAGAUGACGUACCUCUUCAAUGAUGAGCCGAUCGAGAUCGGAGGCAGAUAUGAUUGGAGCUACACCCGCAAUGGACAAGCGACAUUGUUUAUUAACAAGAUGUUGGAACGUGACGUGGGCUGGUACGAGGCCGUGGCCACGAACGAGCACGGACAAGCUCGGCAACGUGUCCGUCUGGAGUUGGCGGAGUACCCGCGGUUCAUCACCAGGCCCGAGGAGACCGUGGCGCUGCAGAGGAGGACCGCAAGGAUCGAGGCCAGGGUCACUGGAGUACCAUUCCCUGAUAUCAAGUGGUACAAGGACUGGCAGCCACUUGCACCCAGUAGUAGAAUUAAGAUGCAAUUUAUUGAGCCGGACACGGUAAUCUUGGUGAUACACGACGUCAUCUUGAAAGACGAAGGACUCUAUUCAAUUUCGGCGCGAAACGUCGCGGGCUCCGUCAGCUCCUCCGCCAUGUUGCAUGUGGAAGAGAGCGAACACGAAUACUCUACCAGAAUCCGCGAGCAUCCACCGCGAGUAAAACCAAGCACGAAGCCGUUUGGAGACUUCUAUGACAUCGGAGACGAACUGGGCCGUGGCGUCCAGGGCGUUGUGUACCACGCAGCUGAAAGACUUACUGGUCGCAACUACGCGGCGAAGAUAAUGCACGGACAUUCCGCCUUGAAGCCGUUCAUGAAGAAUGAAUUGGACAUACUGAACCUGCUCAACGACAGGCAUCUCAUUCGCCUGUAUGACGCGUACGAGCACGAGCACACCCUUGCGCUGGUGCUCGAACUGGCUGCUGGUGGGGAACUGGUCCGCGAUCGACUGCUUAGGAGCCAGGGUUACACAGAAAGGGAGAUAGCGGGUUAUAUACGGCAGUUGCUGCGCGGACUCAAGUACAUGCACGAUAACAACGUCGCACAUCUCGGACUCACGAUCGGUGAGCUGUUGCUCUCGCACGCGGGCAGCGACGAGUUGAAGCUGUGCGACUUCGGUCUCUCGCGCCGCAUCUCACAGAACAAGCUCGCGUCCCUGGACUACGGCAUGCCGGAGUACGUGGCGCCCGAGCUGGCCGGCGGACACGGAGUCUCCUUCCCCGCGGACAUGUGGAGCGUGGGCAUCAUCACUUACAUCCUGCUCAGUGGACACUCUCCCUUCCGCGGCCACCACGACAGGGAGACACUCACCAGGGUGCAAGAAGGCAAGUGGGAGUGGCACGACGAGGAGUGGUGGUCGCGGAUGAGUCGCGAGAGCCGCGACUUCAUCUCGCGGCUGCUGGUGCUGGACUGGCGCGAGCGCAUGCACGUGGAUGCUGCGCUGGCGCAUCCCUGGCUCACCUUCGCCGACAAGAUCUACCACGACGAGUACAUCAUCAGCACCGACCGCCUCAGAAACUACUAUAAUCUAUACCGGGACUGGACCAGCAACGCGCAAUGCAGAACGUGGUUCAGACGUAGACCACUGUCCGGUGCCUUCGAUCAUCCCUCGAAGAUGGUUUACCCUCCUGGCGAAAUUUACACUCCUGAAGGGUCUCCUGAACGGGAUCGCUCUCCUCACGGCCGGCCCGCUCCCGAUCUUAGCAUGCCGCACUGGGAACAUCCCGACUGGGAGGUCUCCGCCAAAUCCGAGAGCCACUACCAGAACGGACCGGACACGUACCUGCUGCAGCUGCGCGACGUGCAGUUCCCGGUGCGGCUACGCGAGUACAUGAAGGUGGCCUGCCUGCGCUCGCCCGCGUACAACAUCGGCCUGCACGACUCCUACGACCCACGGACUCCCAUCAUCCACGAACGUCGCCGCUUCACCGACAUUAUGGACGAGGAGAUCGACGACGAGCGCCGCGAGAGGAUCAACAAUUACGGCUCCGAGAGCUACACCAUCCGCAGACUGAGGCACGAGCUGGGCACCAGACUCGACAGCUAUGCGGAAGCCCAGGCGCUUAUGGAGUCUAAAAAAGACGGCCAGCUGCCCUUCUUCAGAGAGAAGCCCCAAAUCCUCCCCAUCAGAGAAGGCGAGCCCGCUCAACUGUCCUGCUACGCCGUCGGAGACCCUAAACCUACCAUCCAGUGGUUUAAAAAUGACAUGGUCAUCGCUGAAGGUCAACGCAUCAAGAUAAUCGAAGACGACGACGGAAGAUCCACACUGAAACUGGACCCGGCAAUGCACCACGACGUCGGUUUCUACAAAGUAGUAGCGAGAAACAAGGUCGGACAAACCGUCGCUCGCACUAGAAUCGUGGAAGCGACCCACCCUGAUGCUCCAGACAGUCCAACUGCAGCAGAUGUCUCCGACACAGAAGUACUUCUCAGGUGGAAACAGCCGAAAUACGAUGGCAACAGCCCAGUCGUGUGCUACAGCCUCCAAUACAAAGCAGGCGAUAGCGUCGAUUGGAAAACGGUGGCCGAGAACAUCGACCACGAGUUCUUCGUGGUCAGAGACCUGCAACCUGACACCAGCUACCAGUUCAGGCUGUCCUCGCGCAACAGGAUCGGGUGGAGUGAAAAAGGGAUCCCGACAAACUUAGUGAAAACCAAACAAGCGGGUGCUCCAAAGAUCGAGGUCACAAAGGCCAUGAAACAUUUGCAACAGCUGACUGAGUCCGGCCAAGAGAUAGUAUUAGAGGAAGAGAAGCCCAAAUUGGACUACAGUAUCGAGAACAACCCGCUCGACUGGUGUCCCGGCGAAUCGUUCACGGAACGCUACAGUUUCAUAUCGGAGCUAUGGCGCGGAAAGUUCUCUAUUGUCGUGAAGGGCAUAGACAAAACCAACGACAGUGUGGUCGUGGCGAAAAUAUUGGAAUGCCGGCCGGAAACGGAAGUUCAAGUGCAAAGGGAGUUCGAGUGUUUGAGGAGGCUCAGACACGAGAGGAUAUCCAACCUAUUAGGGGCCUACCAGACCCCUGGAACCCCGUACGCAUCAUUGAUUUUAGAAAAGCUUCAGGGCGCUGACAUUCUGACGUACCUCUCCAGUCGUCACGACUACACGGAACAGAUGGUCGCGACCAUAGUUAUCCAGAUAUUGGACGCCCUGCAAUAUUUGCACUGGCGAGGGUACUGCCACCUGGACCUGCAGCCAGAUAACGUGGUGCUGUCGUCCGUCCGCGCGAUCCAGGUGAAGCUAAUCGAUUUUGGAUCGGCGUUCAGGGUCACCAAGCUAGGCACCAGCGUUCCCCAAGUUGGAGAAUUGGAAUACAAAGCACCGGAGGUGAUCAACGACGAGCCAGCCUACCCGCAGACCGAUAUCUGGUCCUUGGGUGUACUAACCUACAUCAUGCUGUCAGGAGUAUCUCCAUUCCGCGGCGCUGAUGACGCGGAGACAAAGCAGAACAUCUCUUUCGUGCGGUAUCGCUUCGAGCACCUUUACAAGGAGAUCACUCAGGAGGCGACCCGUUUCCUGAUGUUCGUGUUCAAGAAGGUGCCUCUGAAGAGGCCGUCAGCCGAGGAGUGCCACGAGCACCGCUGGCUCGCGCAGUCCGACUUCAUACACAAGAAGCGGGAGAGAGCCGUCUUCUUGGGCAACAGGCUAAAGGAAUUCUCUGAGGAGUAUCACGAGAAGAAAGCAAGGGAAGCGUCACAGGCGGACACCGUAGCGACGGCUUUCGGCCAAAUUGCCGCGCGACACCUCACGCGCUCCAACAGCAUCCAGGAGGAGCUGCUCACCAACUUCUCCAGUCAAUGA
Messenger RNA from Parnassius apollo (apollo), 14811 nucleotides. The record is from the annotation of a GenBank genome assembly. Lineage: Eukaryota; Metazoa; Arthropoda; Insecta; Lepidoptera; Papilionidae.